Molecule: messenger RNA, 2249 nt
Organism: Diachasma alloeum
Lineage: Eukaryota; Metazoa; Arthropoda; Insecta; Hymenoptera; Braconidae
Gene: sud1
Product: prolyl 3-hydroxylase OGFOD1
Exons: 3
Coding region: 280-2070 (596 amino acids)
Biological process (GO): regulation of translational termination; peptidyl-proline hydroxylation
Cellular component (GO): cytoplasm
Molecular function (GO): iron ion binding; peptidyl-proline dioxygenase activity; L-ascorbic acid binding
Source: RefSeq, a predicted model, not a curated record
GUGAGGAUUUACCGCAGUGCAGGAUAGAACGGUGUCCGGCGUGACAGACGGUAAAAAAAAAUGACAAAGUCGCAAAUUUUUUGACAACUGCUCUGUCGCUAGAAGAUUCGAGAGGUGAUCGAGAUUGAUUUCAACAGCGCAUGCCGUUGGAGCACCACGUGGGGCUCGCAUCUUCCAUAAAAACAAGUGCUGAACUAUUAUUUUCAGCUGCGAUCUUUAUUAGUGAAGUAGACCGUGAAAUUUGAAAAGCAAUUUCUUUUUCUCUCUAUAGAUUCAAUCAUGACUGAAGAUGAACCCAAAAGAAAAAAACUCAAGUCCUCAAUCCUCUCCGAGUCCCUCACCACGGAAGACUUCCAGUCCCUCUUCAGGACCCACUGGCAGGCGUCCACCCCCCUAAACAGCCCCAGUCUCGAGGUGAUCGCCACCCCCUUCCGCGUCUGCAAGAUCUCAAACUUCUUGAAUAGCGAAAACUUCCUGGAGAAAUUGAUCACCGAGCUCUCGGACAUUGAGACCAGAAGACCGGAGACGGACCUCUACAGUUUCGAGCAAACGUCGGACCUCGCGAACGUGGACACCGAAAAAAUAGUACAACUCCACCAGUUGUUCCAGAACGAAUUACGAAAUUGGAUGCAAACAAACACAGGGAUCGAGCUAAACACGAAGAUUUCGAUGUCUUCAACGGCCUACUCUGACACUGACUAUCUUCUUUGUCACGACGAUCACCUGGGGGACAGGCGAAUAGCUUUCAUUCUCUACCUCUCGAAGAACUGGACCCCAGAGGAUGGAGGAUCCCUCGAUCUCUUCGACACAGACUCUUCCGGCCUCCCAAGGAAGAUUGUUCGCUCUUUAGUCCCCGAGUACAACUCCCUAGUGUUCUUCGAGGUGUCUGACAACACUUACCAUCAAGUGGCAGAAGUAACGUCCCCUGACAAACGCAGACUGACGAUAAACGGUUGGUUCCACGGCCCCAUCAGCCCCAGCACUCGUCCCCCAAGACCAGAAAUCGAAGCAUCAGAGUUCCACGAGCCUUCAGCAAUUGCAGAAGACCUCAGUUUCUGGGUGGUGGAGUCUUACCUCUGCGAGGGCAUCAAAAAGGGAAUCCAAAGGGAAGUGGAAAAGAAAUCCUACACUUAUCUCACUCAUUUUCUGCGGGAAGAAGUCUACAACAAAAUUUCUGCUGAGAUAAUGAGUGAGGAGAUCAAAUGGAUCAGGAUGGGGCCUCCAGACUCGAGGAACUAUGAAGUAGCUGAUGAGGAGAGUCUUCCCAGUACCUUGAAACAAUUCUACGAGAUGUUUAAAUCGAUUGAGAUGUUCAAGCUGUUGAAGGAGUACACAGAACUGGAUCUCGUGCCCGAUGGGAAGGACAUGAGACCGAAGAUGGUGAUCCAGUUGCAGAGGUGGACUAAAGGGUGUUAUACUUUACUCUAUGAUAAAGAAGAUGAAGAAAACCUUGUAAGCUGUGAAAAAGCAGAAGAUGAUGAUCUGUCGAACCCGAAUUAUUGUUCAAAGAGUGAGGAAGAAUUUGCAGAAGUGGAAGAGCAUGAGAACGGCAUGAACAAAUUGGAAAAUGGGGGCAGAGAAAGGAAGGGCUCCUCCAGCAGCUGUGAAAAUCCUGAAGAGGAGAAAGAAAAAUUCAUGAGGAGGAAGAAGAGAAGAAUAAGGAAAAAUGAACCCAACAGCUCGACAACUAGUGAUGUUGCUGGGGAAGAAGAAAGAGGAACAUUUCCUCUUGAUUCUCAUGACUCUCAGGGAUCUGACGUCAGGAAGAUCAGAUCUCCAUCCGAUUCCUCAGGGAACGAUGAGGGCAGUGGUGACGAGACUGACGAAUCUGACGCUGGGCCUGGAACUCUUGAUGUUAUCAUGCAGUUUAAUACCAGUCGAGUACCUGAGGACGUGACUAUUGAUUACGUCGAUCCUAAGGAGCCGGAUGGAGCUUUUAUUCAUGUACCUCCUGAGGACAAUCAUCUUUGUUUGGUUUAUAGGACCAUGGACACCAGCAGGGUACACAAGUACGUUAACCAUUAUUGCGAGGGAUACUUCUAUAAUCUCAUGUGCAGUUAUCUGGAGUAAGAGACUCACUUCCGUGUCUUCAGGAAAGAGGUGAAAAGUUUGGACUGAAUGAAUUAUAUUUUUUUGUUUGGAAAACACUUUCUAGAAAUUUAUCCAUUGUUCUUGUUGUUUCUAGAGAUUAUUACGAUGUAAGAAUGACGUAUAUGAAUAUCUACAUAAAUAUAUAUAGUUUGUUUUGA